AUGACCCUCCUCGAGUUCUUUCGCAGGAUCCUGCGACACCUGGCUACAAUCCUCCUAUUCCCCUCCGCCCUCAAGACCGUCCCUGUGACACCAAAGUCCAACCAUGAGGUCAACAUUGUCGAAACCGUCCAUCAUACACUCGACUCGUUGAAAGACGAGAUCAUGAGUUUGUUCAAGGCCCCUUGUACCAUGCGCCGAAUGCUUUCCAUGUCCUCGGCUCUCCGAGUCCAAUAUAAAGCCAAACUCCAAGAGAGUGAAGCAUGCAUGCUCCCGUCUUUUUGUCAUGCCCUACCCACCGGUCAAGAGCAGGGAACCUUCAUUGCACUUGACGUUGGUGGCUCAACUUUCAGAGUGGCUUUGAUCGAGCUGCGAGGAAGGAAUGCACGGCAGACCCCUAUGAUCAUUAAACACAUGACGACUUCCAAAAUCGACGAACGGAUACGCAAACUCCCUUCUACACAAUUCUUUGAUUGGAUGGCGGGCAAAAUAGAGGCCAUGUUGGAGCAUGAGAGGGGCCUAUUGUCUUCAAAUCAGACCCUGCCCAUGGGUUUGGCCUGGAGUUUUCCGAUUGAGCAGACAAGCCAUCGUAGUGGAAAGAUGCAAGGCAUGGGCAAGGGAUUCGCCUGCCACGAGGACACCAUCGGUAUGGAUUUGGCCGAGCUGAUCGAAGCCGCUUGUGUUCGAAAACACCUCAAUGUUCGUGUGGACGCCAUUGUGAACGAUUCCUCGGCCACCCUCCUAUCUCAAGCAUACCUCGAUCCUGCCACAUCAAUGGCUCUGAUCCUUGGUACCGGAACCAAUGCCGCUGCCUAUCUCCCAAUCUCCAGCAUGGGGAAGUCCAAAUUUGGCAUUCGAGAUCCCUCAUGGUUCAAGGAGGCUCAGAAGGUCAUCACCAACACCGAAGUUUCCAUGUUUGGAAAGUCUAUUCUACCAGAGACUCGGUGGGAUCAAACUCUCAAUAAACAACAUCAUAUGCCCGACUUUCAACCCCUUGAGUACAUGGUUACUGGCCGGUACUUGGGAGAACUGUUUCGUUUGAUCAUCCUCGAAGCCGUCGACACCGGUGAAUUAUUUGAUGGCAAAUUUCCCCCUUGUCUAUCUGAGAGAUAUUCCCUUGAUACAGAGAUACUCGCACACCUUGAGGAUGAUGCUUCAAACCAAUCGAUAAAAUCGGGACCAAUGAUCCAAGCGGCUUUCGGUCUGAAGCGUCUCCCAUCAGCCAAAGAACUAUCUUUCUUGCGGACAGCCGCUCAGGCUAUUUCAUUUCGGGCAUCAGCAUAUAUCUCGGUGGCCGUUCAUGCCCUUUGGGCUUUGCAAAAAGAGACCAGCGGCAAUUCCACGACACCUGCAAGUAUGCUCAAGACGUCUAUUGCAUGUAAUGGCAGUGUCAUCUUGAAGUAUCCUGGUUUCAAAGAUCGAUGUGAAGCAUUUCUUCAUGACAUGAUCACUUCUGGAAAAUCUACUCGAGGGUCGGUGAAUGCUGAGAAAAUAGUGCUGAUCCCAACAGAUGAAGCCGCGUUGUUUGGUGCCGCCGUGGCGGUAGCGCUGGCAGAUGGACCUUGA
Messenger RNA from Exophiala bonariae, 1563 nucleotides. RefSeq lists its product as uncharacterized. Gene Ontology annotation, cellular component: cytosol; mitochondrion. Gene Ontology annotation, biological process: carbohydrate phosphorylation; mannose metabolic process; glucose 6-phosphate metabolic process. Bases 1 to 1563 code for a protein of 520 amino acids. Gene Ontology annotation, molecular function: glucokinase activity; D-glucose binding; ATP binding. The transcript has a single exon. The record is from RefSeq and is a predicted model, not a curated record. NCBI's taxonomy places the organism in Eukaryota, Fungi, Ascomycota, Eurotiomycetes, Chaetothyriales, Herpotrichiellaceae.